This is a messenger RNA of Delphinapterus leucas (beluga whale), 6401 nucleotides long. RefSeq names its product cytoskeleton associated protein 2L (gene CKAP2L). Gene Ontology annotation, cellular component: cytosol; mitotic spindle; centrosome. The record is from RefSeq and is a predicted model, not a curated record. NCBI's taxonomy places the organism in Eukaryota, Metazoa, Chordata, Mammalia, Artiodactyla, Monodontidae.
GACGCGCCUGCCUUGACUGCAGGCGCGGCCUUUUGAAGAAGAACUGUAGCUGGGGAGUCAUGGUGCUGCCGGGGCCCUCCGCCGCCGCGGAAGAGCGGCAGAGAAAGCUCCAGGAGUACCUAGCAGCCAAGGGAAAACUGAAGUGCCAAAACACCAAGCCUUAUCUAAAAGCCAAGAAUAAUUGCCCGAAUCCACCACCUUCUAAAUCUACUAUCAGACCUAAAAAGGAUGUUACCAACCAUGUUGCUUUGCCUGUCAAAGCUACAAGACCCAUCAGCAUUAAACCUCAGUCCAGACCUGCCAGCAUCACAGGGUCCCAGAGGCCAAAGUUGGAGCCACCAAAACCUCUGGGCAAAAAAAGGCUCACUUCAGAAUGUGUUCCUUCUCACCCAAACCGUAAGCCUUCCGGAAGUAGUCAACAACACCAUGAAUUUGGAUCAUCCACUACUGGAGAACUGUCAAGAAAAACCAUGGGGUCACUUAAUAUACAGGAAUUGAAAACUAAAAAGCAGCAGGUAACACAACAAGGAACUGCUAAAUGUACAGACUCUGUGGACAGUACCCAUGUUGAAAACGAAUCCUUGGGUAGCUGUCUAAAAGAGAUGAAUAAAGAGAACUUGCCCCAAAUCUUACCAGACUCUGAGAGGAAGCCAAAUCCUGAAUUAGACACCGUAAGUAAGCCAAAAACUAAUCAAACCAAGAGCAGUGUGGCUCCUACUAAAGAAGUCUUGGGCAAAAGGUCAGUGAACAGUGCUGUUCUGAAAGACAGAGUUAAUAAACCAUUUCUUGAAGAAACACAAAUCAGGAUUCCACCAGAGAAGUCUCAGCAACUCUCUAGAGGAACAGAUCUUGCAAGACCAGGGGGAAAACCCCCAAAAACAGUUUCCUCUCACUUUGUCCAGACACUUAACAGGACUCAAGCAUCAAAGAAAACAGUGGUUAAGGACAUAAAGAAUAUAAAGGUUAAUAGGGGUAAGUAUGAAAGAUCAAAUGAAACUAAGUUACAGUCAUGCACUGUUACUGAACAGAAAGUAAAACAUAGCAAACCCAGCACAUACCCCAAAGUGCUUCAAAGAGGAUGUAACAACAGACAUCCAAACACAAAGCAAGAUCAUAAACCCACGCAAGCUUGUUGUAGACGUCGGACAUCAUAUGUACUGCAAAAAUCAAAAGCCAUAAGCCAAAGGCCUAAUUUGACAGUUGGCAGCUUUAACUCAGUCAUUCCAAGCACCCCUAGCAUAAGAGCAAAUGGAGCCAAAGGGAAUAAAUGCAACAACAGCUGUCAACAAAAAGCACGGACUUUGGACUCCAAGUUGAAAAGGGCUCUUCCCCAGAACUGUUUUCUAAACAAGACAGCUCCCAGAACUCAAGCUGGUGGCACAACCGUAAAUGGAAGAGGACUCCCAAAUGGGACCCAAACUAAUCCAAAUAAGAAGACCACAGCAGAGGAUCGAAGGAAACAGUUGGAAGAAUGGCAGAAAUCUAAGGGGAGGAUCUAUAAACGGCCUCCUAUGGAACUUAAAACAAAAAGAAAAAUAAUAGAGGAAAUGAAUAUUUCAUUCUGGAAGAGUAUGGAAAAAGAAGAGGAAGAAAAGAAAGCACAACUUGAACUAUCCAGUAAAAUUAACAACACUCUGACAGAAUGUCUGCAGCUCAUUGAAGGGGGUGUACAUUCUAAUGAAAUAGGUGCCAUUUUGUCCAGUAUUCCUGAGGCUGAAAAAUUUGCUCAAUUCUGGAUCUGCAAAGCCAAGCUGUUGGCAAGUAAAGGCACCUUUGAUGUUAUUGGGCUAUAUGAAGAGGCCAUUAGAAACGGGGCCAGACCAAUACAAGAGGUGCGGAAAGUUGUCCUUAAUAUUUUGCAAGACCCAGACAGAACCACAGAAGGAAUUACCUCUGACUCUUUAGCUGCUGAAACUAAUAUAACAUCAAUAGAAAUGCUGGCCAAGAAGAUGGAGUCUGGGACGUCUUGUCUUUCUCCAAAAGAGAGGGAACAGGUUUCAGCAACACCCCAAAUAACCAAGUCAGGACAGGAUAAUCAUCCUGGUAUCAAAUUACAGAUCGCGCCGAUCCCUAGAAUAAACGGAAUGCCGGAAGUGCAAGACAUGAAGCUUAUCACUCCUGUACGGCGGUCAGCCAGGAUCGAGCGAGCAGUGUCCCGCUACCCGGAAAUGCUGCAGGAACCUGACCUAGUGGUGGCUUCUCUCAGCGAACUGUUAGAAGUGGAAGAGACAGAGUGUUUUAUAUUCCGCAAAAAUGAGGCUUUGCCGGUAACAUUAGGGUUUCAAGUCCUUGAGUCGUAAUUUCUUGAUUUUUUUUUUUAAAAAAGAGAGACAUUUCAGAGCCUCCACAAGACAAGAAAUGCACUUACCUAGGUGGCCUGGGGGAAACUGUGUAAUAGAGGGGCAUCGUGGAUGCAGACUGUGGGCCCCAGGGCCUGGAAAGUAAUUCCCUGGGCUUACUCUCAGAUUUUACACCCCCAUGGGAAAGUCUGGUUAUUUAAGACUGUAGUUUGCCACAGCUUUACAGCACACAUAAGUUUCAAACUUUGAAAAUUAACUUACCCCACAAGUAUGGUAACAAUUUGAGUUUUAUUGACCUACCUUAAUCCCAACAUAGUCAUUUUUUAUAUCAGGAGAUCAAUUCCACAAUAUGAUAGACUUUCCUUCCUGCAUCCACCUUAGCAGAGAGGGCAAGUCCUUCCAGCAUGGAAGAUCUGAGUGUAGAAACUAGCCUUCCCCGCUAGGUGGGACGUGACAGACCAUCUGGUCAGAUCCUCUCAUUCUGCAGCUGAGUUUAUGCUGGCUGUGCCUUUCGCUCAGAGAUCACAGAUGACUUUUAUGUGUGAUCUUUGACUUCCGUCACAGAUCCUUGGAGAUGAGAGGUAAUUCACAUCCUUUCUGGGCCUGGCCUCCUUAAUGAUACACAAUCCUGCACUGGGGUGGUCAUCUGGCUUUUUAUAUUCAAACCUAAUUUUGCAUUUGUUGUUGAGAAAUGCUUCAAAUAAAAACAAAAGGGAGCAGCAGACAGGGGUGGGGAAAGGACCCUUGCCUCUUCAAUUCUUUGCUCUCCUAGGGGACACCUGGCCUGAGAAGACAUCUGAGCCCCAGAGACUAUCAUAGGUCGCCCUUCCUUCCUCCUGGGCAACUGCUUGUGGAAAAGGUAGAAUCAGAAUCGUUGUGUAAAUAUAAUGUAUAGGAAAACCUAGUCAAUGUAGUUUAGAUUUUAGUUUUCUUAAUAUUUAUGUAUCAUCUAAAAAACAAUUUUAUUCAUUCCUGCUUAUUCAUUUAUCAUAUUUAUUACAGAAAACAGUGCUGGUGGCUUGGCCUAGAGAAUUAGGGGUUUGUCUGGGGAACGCCAAUAGGCUAUCCCAAGAGACCUCAGAGGGAACACCCACUACCCUGGAGAACUCACCUUCAUGUGGAUUUUUCCAUUGUGAGGGAAGCAGAUCCAUCUCUCUUAAGUCUGAUUUAUAAAAAUGAGGUUCAUAAAGCUGAGGUAUAAAACCAUAAUGCUAAUAGACUAACUUUUGAUGAGAAAUAGAUUGUCACCACAACCAAAAUGCAGGAAUCCACACAGCUAGGCGUUCCCUUCCCUUUAGACAGACUCACUUUACCUCUAAAGCCCGAGGGGUUGCUUAGAAGUCCUGGAAGCUGAAAAUGGGACUUGGGGAAAUAAAAUAUUCAAAAUCACGAGACAGAAAGAGCCUGAAGCACGUACCUCCUUGUUAGGAACGCCCUUGCCUCAGACCUCAGGCACUCCAUCUCAUGUCCAUGGACCAGUCCUCUGAUUGGGCCUGCACUGCUGUCCUUUGUGCAUUACCUGUUCUUUGGCUUCAUACGGUUCAUCCUUGCCACCUAAUGCCCAUCCCCCCACCCAGACUGGGAAUCAGCUGUCUAUGGUGAUUUUACGUCUCUCUCUCCUCAGAACAUCGUCUCAGUAUCACAGCUCAGUUCUCAAAAGAACACCUUCGCUAUUGCCAGUUCCCAGCAGGACUUCUCACAGUACCACCCUGGGUACUAACAAUGUCGGCUGAACCACUGGCAUUGAAUAACGCGUAGAUUUCAAACUGACAAAUUGGAGGUUUUAAACAGCCUGAUUGGAGUAAGUAGCAUCUUCAGGAUAUAAAAAGAUGUGGAAGUGAUGGAGAUGGUAUAGCAACGACAGAAAACUGCACCGUGAUUCUGCAGCUCUUUGUAGAUUCUUAGUAACCCUCUUGUUUAGUAAAUAGCUGUUCCUAGAUACCUGGAGCAGGAGGGAGGGAGAGAGGGAAGGUAAGAAGCAGGCCCUUAAUCACUUGGGAGGAAGAUUCAUAGGGAAUUGCAGGGGAGAUAUGGGCCUCGGCAGAAAUUAAGUCUAACGUUCAACUUCUUAGAAGGGGGGAGAGUAAAGGGAGUGUUAAAGGAAGAUAAAUAAGGAUGGUUAUAUACUGGCAUCCUGGUGCAGAAUGACCAUGAACCAGAAGACGAGGAGAGAAGGAGGCAUGACAGCUCACAGUUAUUACUGUUUACUAGGUACAGGUACUCAUGCUAUAAAAGACAUCUGUUGUGCCUGCUUGGCAUGUAGUCCUUCUUCUAAUAAGAGUGCCCUAAUUUCCUUAGGACCACCUCUUUCCCGCUCACAAUCUGUCACUUAACAGGAACGGACUCCACCCACAUGAGCAUGUGACCCAGGCUAGGCCAACCAGAGCCCAGUAUCCUGGCCAGCGGCAUUGAUUGGACGAUGGGGUUAUUUCUCACUCAAAACCAGUGAAACUCGUUUCCCAGACUUUUGUUGGAGAGACUUUUCCUGGUAGAGUUGCUGCAAAGAGGAUGGAAAUCUGUAAACCUUCUUAUAACCAUGGAGAAAAAAACCACCUAGAGAAUGGCACCAACACAGAAUAAGCCUGAGAGCUGGAGAGAGUAAGCUUACAUCCAGUGACAUCAUUUGAUCCCUGGCUAAAGCCUGGAGCUGGCCAAGCCCUGUACUUUUCAGUGAUGUGAGACAAUUGAUUCCCUUAUUCUUAAGCCAGUUUCAUUUAGGUUUCUGUCAGGUGCUAGGGAAAAAUCCUGACUAGUACACAUAUAUACAGUAGUAGAGGAAACUCCUAUUUCAUGUUUGCUCUGGCCGCCUUGCAGGCAUAUUGUCUCACUACAUUCUCACAGUAGCCCUAUGGCAUAGGUAUGGAAACAAAGUGAGACAGUAAAUGACAGGCAGGACUGACGUUUCAAACUCAGAGCUGCCUGGCUCCAAGUGCAGAGCUUUUAACUCCUGUCUCUAAAGUAUGGAAUGAGAACUAGGACGGUGACAAGGAAAGAGCAAAUCUGAGAAAGACAUUCUUGAACGGCUCCCAACUUACCAAAUAAGAAUCACUGUGAUAGCCAAAGUGCUGUCGUUUAUCCUCCAGAUGAGGCGAUCGAUCACAUUUUUACCACAAGAGCACCGCCCCAGGGAUGGUGCUUCUCGUCAUUUCUGCCUGCUCGGGACUGGGUGCAGGAAUUCAGACACCGAUUCAGCCGGUGUGACUAGUCACAACUAGAAAUGCAUCUCUCUCCCAUCAGCAACCCUGGUGCAACAGCCAAUGCUCAGCUGUGCCAGGCCCACAGCAUAUCUGUCUCAGGGCUCUACCAUCCCCAGGGUGCAGCCUCAUCCAUGUGGACAAGCGUGGCUCCCAAGCAGUUUCACAUGGCAGCCAGUGGGAACGGGCAAGAGAGGGAGCGGAAGGCACACCCUCUCCUUUUAAGGUCACGACGUGGAAGCUGGAUGCAUUAUUUCUGCUUAGGGUGAGAGGGACCACAGCUUGCUCACGUGUCCCCACUCAUCUUCAAAGAAGGCUGGGAAAUGUCUUCUGGGUGGCCACAUGCCCAACUAAAACUUCUUCCAGAAACGGGAUAUGACUAUCGGUGUCUACCACAGUCUUAGCAGCAAUGGAGUACAUCUCUAAGGUGCAGAUAAAUGAGGACAGAGGUGACACAGGAUUAAAAAUAUAUACUGCAUCAAAUGAACAAUCCCCAGUUAGAAAUAUCUCCCACCCUACCCUGCCUCAGAUGAGUUCCUAAGAGUUGAGGAGGGUUCUAAUCCAAAGUUGUAUAGCCCUUCCCCACUUCCUCUCAUCUCAUGAUAGGUCUUUAGCCCCACCCUUUCCCCUGCAGUUCUACAAGCUGACCCAGAGUAAUAAUAAAUCAGGUUACAUGGUUCACUCAAUAAAACAUACAGGACACUGGAAGCCAGAGAUAUAAUGAUGACCCAAACAGCCUGUCACUAAGGAGCCUCAAGUCCAGUGGGGACACAUGUUAAAGAAUCACAAGCGUCAAAGUGUGAUGAUCCUCGGCUUACCUGGUGGCGCAGUGGUUGAGGGUCCGCCUGCCGAUGCGGGGGACACGGGUUCGUGCCCCUGUCCGGGAAGAUCCCACAUGCCGCGGAGC